AUGGCGAUGGCCGAUGUGCAAGCAGGCCAGAACGUGCCCGCGGCGGCAUUGGAGGAAAACUCGGGGCCAGGUGUCAGGGCCGAAGGGCAGACGCAUGGCCUCCUGCAGUCGGCACUAGAGCUCGGAAGGCCUGUGAGGGCCUGCCAGGGCUCACGCCCGCAGCGCACAUUCUGCCACAUGCUGAGCAGUUUCGAGCUCCGAUUCGAGAGGUGGGAGGAUGGGCAGCUGGUGCAGAAGCGGCUGACGGAGCCCAACCGGUGGGAGGUGCACAGCGCAGAGGAGGUGGCAGUGACGCUGGGCGAUCUGCGCCUCCGCAUCCUGCAGCAGGCAAGCGCGCUGCGGUAUGCGGCUGCGUGCAUAGGGUGGGCACCGCACCAGCUGGCUGGGGCAGGCAUCAACCCUGAGAAGCUGGGUGUGGCGGCAGCGCUAUGGGACGGUGCCCUGGUGCUGGCUGGCUACCUGGUGGCGCAGCCCCGUUAUCGAUACCUUGGCAUGCGGUGCGUGGAGCUGGGGGCGGGCGUGGGUCUGGUGGGGCUGGCGCUGGCGGCCAUGGGCGCACAGGUGGCAAUCACGGAUGUGGAGAAGGUGCUGCCACUGAUGCGCGAGAACCUGGGCGCCAACGGCUUCGACCCCGCCGUUGGGCCCCGGGAGGGAUCUGGUUGGGCGGAGGCUGCAGAGCUGGAGUGGGGGAAGCCUGGGUGGAUGGAGCGGUCGGUGGCGCCGCUGGCAGAGGCGGGCGUGGACCUGGUGGUGGCCGCCGACUGCUGUUACAUAGAUCAGGAUGGCACCAGCCCCAGCACGCCUGCAUUUGUGGAGACGUGCGCGGGGCUGUGCGGGGCCAAGACACGCUGCCUGGUGCGGGCAUGCCUCAUACAGGAGGCCAAGAAGCGGUUCCGCCACGUGAAGCAGGUGCCGCUGUCGGCGGUGCCGUACCCGCUGCGCCUCGAGUACGUCGACAUCUGGGAGCUGCAGCAGCCGCUCGCCGCCAAAACUGACUGCACCUCAGCCACCCGUGCCUGCCUGCAUGUCUGCCUGCUGUCUACCUGCUGAUCGCCUGCGCUUCACAAAACUCGACUCUUUCCGCCAUUUGUUUCCGCCUCCCCCUCAUUCUAAUUGCUCCUGCCUGCUCUAACUGUUUCUGGUACUGCUACACACGUCGCGGGGUGGCUCAUGAAAAAACAUUCAUG
This is a messenger RNA of Chlorella variabilis, 1187 nucleotides long. Its product is annotated as expressed protein. The coding region runs from base 1 to 1050 and encodes 349 amino acids. NCBI's taxonomy places the organism in Eukaryota, Viridiplantae, Chlorophyta, Trebouxiophyceae, Chlorellales, Chlorellaceae. The transcript has 7 exons. The record is from RefSeq and is a predicted model, not a curated record.